UGGUUGGGUCGGAGGUGGCUGAAUGUGAGAAACUUUUGUUGCGUUGCGUAGUAUGGUGAUGGGACCUCGGUGUGGGAAAGAAAAAAGAACUGAGAGUGUGGGCGCGAUCUCGCGGGUUGAAAAUGGGGGAAUUGGUGGUUGAGAGAGCUGUGGAGGUCAUUCGCCUAAAUAAAAGCUUGGUGAGAAGGAGGUAGUGCUUAAGUUGUACCUGCGUAGGUGAUUGAGAAAAAAGAGUUAUGUAUGGGGCGGGGCGAUUGUAGGGGUCUCGGAGUGCAGAGAGAACACUCAGUGGGCGAACACAGGACAAGGCCGUCUCUCGAACGAGCCCUCUGUUAAGGAGUAGGAGAGCAUAUAGCUCGGCAAAGGGGGGAGGUAGGGGGGCGAAAGGAUUAAGUAGGUGUCUCUCUGCCUGAUGAGAGGGUUAAGGAGAUAGGAGUAAUGGCGGCGGAGGUCGAACAUCAUCAAACCUUCGCAACGAACUUAGCGUCCGUGGCGGCAGGGUUUGUGGACACUUCCGUGCAGGAUCUGAAUGAGGCGGCGGCGGGAAGAGCUGUGAUCUCUUCGGCGGCCCAAGAGCGUCAGCAUCAGCAGCCGCCGCCUCAGCAACCCCAGCUCCAGCAUCAGCAGGAGCUUCAGGAUCCGCCACGAUUCCCUUCCUCGGUGGAAAGUGAGGAGAAGCCCCUUCUGACUCCGCCCGUCGAGGAGAAGCAGACGCAGAGUCAGGAACAGCAGCAGCAGCAAGAACAACAGGGGGAGGCGCAUCAAGAACAACAGGCGGAGCAGCAACAACAACAGGGGGAGCAGCAACAACAACAGGGGGAGGAGUCGGCGGAGCAGCAGUCGGCCACAGCGCCUUUGCCGCAUUCGCUGCAGCUGCCUACGCAGCAGCAACAGGAGCCGUUGGAGCAGCAGCAGCAACAACAGCAGCAACUACAGCAGCAACAACAGCUGCAACAACAGCAGCAACAGCAGCAGCAACAACAGCAGCAAUUACAGCAGGAACAACAGCAGCAACUACAGCAGGAACAACAGCAGCAACUACAGCAGGAACAACAGCAGCAGGAGGUGGUUUCCUUUACCGUCGAGCAACGGGAGGCGGCAUCUUUCUGUGUAGCGGAACACCAGGACCCGAGCACGCUCGCGCAGUUUGAUCAUGAGGAAGAACAACAGCAGCGGGUGCAGCUGCAGCACCAGCAGCAGGUGCAGCAGCAACAAGAACCUCAGCAGCAACAGCAGCAGGAGCCUCAGGGGUUGAUAGCCCCAAAGGAAGAGCACGAGCAGGAGAUCCAAAUACAGAGCACUCCUUUUCAGCGGCAUACUCAUCUCCCACCUCACCCCAUUCCGGCUGAGGAACUGCAAUCGGCCCAGCUGCCAACUCAGCAGCAUCAGGCACAUCUCCAUCCGCAUCACAUUGCCCAUCAUCAUCAUCAUCAUCAGCAGCAAGCAGUGGAGGUGUCGCAGCUUCUGCACCUUCAGCACCAGCAUCAGCAACCGCAAGUGGAAGUAGGCGUCGCAGCACAGGAACAAGUGCAUCCUUUGGUGCAUGUGCAGCUGCACCGACAUCAGCAGCAGGCUCUGUGCGUAGCAGUGCAUCCUCUGGUUCAGGUGCAGGCUCAUCAGCCUGACCAAGGCCCGGUUGGCGGUCAUCUUACUCCGCCGACGUUGACCGAAUCUGUCAGUGUUGUCGAUCCGCAGCAUGGAAGACAGGCGUGUGAGAACGAGUACGAGAGCUCGCUGGCUUUGACGGAUUCAGCCACUGCUGCUCCCUCGCUUCCGCCCGCUGAGGAUGGGGAGCAGACCUUUCCAACCUGUCCUACACCCUCUCCGGUGUCGCCAUACGGGCAGCUAACUCCUAAUGAUGUGUUGCCGUUGGAGACGGCAAAGGUUAGAUUCUUGAGGGUAAUCAUCGACAACUUCCUGACAUCACAUGUCGUGAAGGCUCAGGAGGUGUCCCCAACAAAGCAGGACAAGACAAAGAAGCGGAAAGUAAAGGAUGUGUGUUAUGAAGGGGACCCUAAAUAUUUGUUGCCGCUUAUAUUUAUUACUAACGUGUACGAAACUCUUGUGAAGGAGGUCAAUGAGAGAAUGUCAAAGGUGGAAGGUCUUCAAGGGAAGACCUUGGGGCUUGCGUUGGAAGCGGCUGGAGGGCUGUACAGGAAGCUCAUUGAAAAGUAUCCUAAGUCAGGGCCACAUACGACGUUCAAGAGGAAGGAGAUGGCAUCAGCAUCUGAAGCUAGAACGAAGUUCCCUCAGCUUGUGAAAGGCGAUGAGAGGCGAGUGAGGUUCAUUGUGAUUCAUGGGCUAGAGCUUGUGGAAAGGCCAACUUGGAAAGACCCUGAGGAAGAAGAAUGGUUUAAGUGCCUUACUGGUCGGCAUGAGGCAGCCAUUACACCAACAGAUUACAAGUUUUUCUCAGAGAGGACGAAAACUCGGGCCGCCCGAACAUGCAUCCCAAACACUGCCAUGGUUGCUAACAUAGUACGGCAUCAAGUGCAGUCACCUACGGUAUGGGGUGAAAUGACAGGCUUAGAAGGAGAGCCACCCUUCAAAAGGGGACCUUCAUACUCAUUGUGGACAGCUGACAAAGAGAUAAGGACUGAUCACAGAGGCAUGCGACUGCAAGGCUCUCCACUUCCUAUGAUGAUUGUCUCGCCUGCAACAGCCCCUGCCAAGUUCUGUGAUGAAUGUGGCGCUGCCUAUGUCCGCGAAUCAUCCAAGUUUUGUUCAGAGUGUGGCUUGCGAAGACCAGGAAUGGAGGUGAUUGACAAUUGGAAUCUUUCUGCAACAGGGACGGAAAUGCUCGACAAGGAGUACGACGUUCCUGGAAGCCGCAGGACUGUGUAAUAUCAGCAGUAGAUUGGAUGUGUCUUCCAAAAGCAGGGUAAGGUUAAGACCUAGCCACGGUCGGGAUGACUGCGGUUCUGGGGACCAUCUAUGCAUAUAUUUCAUAGAAUGCCAACAGCCAAGCCAAGCCAAGGUUGAUGACCACCUCUGGUGACCACAGCUGUUGUGGCAGUGGUGAUGUUGGUAAUACUCUUUUUUCAGUAAGCUCAGGAAUAAAAAUAACAACCGAGUUAACGGAGGGAUUUGUUGGGAGCUUGGUGUUCCAAGCACAGGAGUGGAUGCUCUUGUGAGCCAUUGUGUUGCAUAGCAUUCCCAGUCAUGGUGGUGUUCAGAAUCCCUUUGUGUUUCCUCCUCUCUGCUGAGCCAGCUGUGUAAUUGUCUGCCUGGAUCAGACUUUGUCUGCCUUCCCCUUCUCUGUGUGCAGGCCCCCCCUGCACCCGUAUCUUCCCCGUGUUUGCUUCCCCUAGCCCUUCUACUUGUUGCCAACUCCUCUAUCUCCUCUCUGUGACUGCUCCUACUGCUGCUGUGUGAUCCCCUUAUGGGUGGGAUUGCCUGAUGGCUAUGGAGUUGUACAAACCAAGCAUAAAGAACAGCCAGACCAAACGGUAUAUAAAUGAGAUGGGAGGCAGUGUAGAGCCAUGUCUUUUCUGUAAACAUUAUGUAGUGUAGAGCUGGUCAGGUACUCGGAUACGGAUAUAAGGUUCUUGAGCUCUGUGGUUCCAUAGCUGGUAGGAACUGUGUACAUAAAGAUGGCUAUGUGCUUUUCCCACCAAUAGAUUUCAGAUUGGCUAUAGUGAGGCCAUUGUGUUUCACAUUACCACCUCCAGCUCCUGAUUUUAUGCACAUGAAUUUCAGAUUAUCUGCCGCGGUUUUCAUCCUGUCGUCAUCGUAUUACGAACCUCGAUGGGUUAGCACCUGUGGUCCCAGCGGGCAAAGGUACUCGUGGGAGUCGUGGCCCCAUUCAGAUUUCUGUCACCUGACAAGAACUCGCUGUUGCCAGUCUCAUCUGGACUGGUGGCGUUUUUCCUUCUCGCCUUGAUCUAUUACGUAAGUGCCUUUUUGUGAAAGUCUCUUUUGCCGUGAAAGUUGUAUUGGUCCGCUGAACGACUUGUCAGGUUACUGCCUUGCAUGCAGUUGA
Molecule: messenger RNA, 3982 nt
Organism: Chara braunii
Lineage: Eukaryota; Viridiplantae; Streptophyta; Charophyceae; Charales; Characeae
Source: the annotation of a GenBank genome assembly